AUGUCCUUCGUUUGCGACAACUGUGGGUAUCGCAGCACAGACGUCAAGUCAGGGGAGACAGGGGAUAAACGAGUGCGAAUCGUACUGAACGUCUCCUGCCCGCUCGACUGGGACAGGAUGGUGCUGAAAACUUCAGAAGCGUCGCUAAAGAUCCCUGAGCUGGAGCUCGAGUUGCAGCAGGGGAGCAUGGGAUCAAGUUUCACAACUAUCGAAGGGCUCUUUGGGCAGAUUCUGGAAGCGCUGAAGAGGACGGCAUUGUUCACGGGAGGAGACAGCGCAGGACAGAACGAGUUUGCGAAGAAACUUGUGAACUUCGUAGACAAGAUGGAUGAAACACUGAUGAAGAAGCUUCAAGUCUCUUUGAUUCUCGACGAUCCUUCCGGUCUGUCACGAGUUGAACCUCUAGGAAACGCCGACUCGCGUCUGCUGACUGAGUACCACGAGGAUGAGAGAGAAGAAGAUGAUGCUGACGACCAAGACAAGUGA
Messenger RNA from Guillardia theta CCMP2712, 486 nucleotides. RefSeq lists its product as hypothetical. Gene Ontology annotation, molecular function: zinc ion binding. The record is from RefSeq and is a predicted model, not a curated record. The transcript is spliced from 6 exons. Gene Ontology annotation, cellular component: cytoplasm. Lineage: Eukaryota; Cryptophyceae; Pyrenomonadales; Geminigeraceae. The coding region runs from base 1 to 486 and encodes 161 amino acids.